Molecule: messenger RNA, 1118 nt
Organism: Pieris rapae (cabbage white)
Lineage: Eukaryota; Metazoa; Arthropoda; Insecta; Lepidoptera; Pieridae
Product: formin-2-like
Exons: 3
Coding region: 113-988 (291 amino acids)
Source: RefSeq, a predicted model, not a curated record
AAUAAUUGUGAAGACAUAUCUAGGUAUUUUCAUUCUUCGUUUCGGGUGGGUGUUGGCGAGUAUAUAAGCACAAUCAUUAAAGCUAGUACAUAUAUCUCCGAGUGCCUCAGAGAUGAAGGGAGUUGUGCUACUACUUUGGGCCACGGUAUGCUGCGUCAGCGGCGGUGCAGUUGUGUGGCCAGGGGCGAUUCCACUACCUGCUUCGUUCAGAUCUAUUAUACCACCACAAGUUAAAGGAUUUGCAUAUUCAACAAGCCAAUACAUUAAUGCGGUGCAACCAUCAUAUACUAUCGGAUAUCAACCGCAAGUUGGAUAUCAAAUACCUCAGCUUGGAGUAUACCCUACGUAUCCCGGAAUCUCUUUCCAACCCGUUUUAGCGCCCCCAUACUAUCCAGGGGCUAACCCACUAUAUCCUGGUCUAAGCCCCAUAGGACCGCCUAUAUCUGUUGCUCCGUCUCCACCACCUCAAAGUGGGCCCGCACCACCCUCGCAGGAUGCGGCUGGAGAUGAAGAUACUGCAAUCGUUGACUCAGCAGAAUUCCCAUCUGAUCAAAGAGGACAAAUUCAGCCAGACCCCUCUCAAGGAUUCCAAACACCAAUUAACACCGGAUCCUAUGAUUCUAAAAACAUGCCUGCAUACCCUCAAAUUCAAAGCCCAGAGAUACCACAACCCCCACCAAUACCUCAACCGCCUAAAAUACCAGGAGUUCCUGAAAUUCCCCAACCACCACCAAUACCACAAGGUCCUCAAACGCCAGACAUUCCCCAGAUACCACAAAUUCCGCAAAUUCCUCAGUAUCCAGGGUCCGCCAGUGGAAUUUUCCAAUUUCCACAAUUCUCUCAGCCGCAGCUAUUUCAACCUAACCCAUCAUAUCCGCAAGCGCCUUCACAGAGUCAACCUUCAGAUUCCCAGUUCAAUUUUCCUUCACCAGCUACCGGUACCCAGAGUCUAAGUGACGAGGAUUCAAUAGCCGUAGAUUCAGCUUAAAGGUUAAGUUAGGUUAUUGUGCCUUACAAUGAGUUAAUCGAUGAAACAUGUAAUAGAUUUUAGGUAUUCUGGUCAUACUGAUGUAGAAUUUGGUAAUGCUUCUAUUAUAGGCGAUUACAAUCUAUCACGA